AUGAACGAAGAAGAACUCGCGCGCGUCCUUAGACGUGAUCCCAACAUUAACGUCGCCAGGCCCCUAUACCAAAGACCCGAGCGGACCGAACCUCUCAAAUGGGCUCCAUAUACUCCCCACACCAUGAAGCAAAGUAAUUUACCACGUUACAUAACGAUUCGUACAACCGAGCCCCUACAAUGGAUCCCGCGAGAACAUAUAAAGAGCGCAUGGCCACUCCUUCCUCAGCGACCCCCUGUAUUUCCCGAGCUUCCUGUGAAGAAACACGGUCUUGAACAGUUUGAGGUUGAAGAAGCAAGGAAGAGGCAAAGGAAGGAGACACGCAGAGCCCAAAAAGAGGCAGAAAUGGCAAAAUUAGUUCCUCCUCCAGCACCUAGACCGGAAAUCAUGCCUCUAUCUCCGCAAGCUGUUCGCACGCCCAGGCCAAUAGAUCCAAGUACUGAAGCAAGACGCAAAAAAUGGUCGGGCCCUGGAGACUGGGAGUUUAAAUGGAAACAUAAUCCACGCCAGGAUGCAAAUAUGGCAGUGAGAGACAGUAUUCCGGAUGACAUGUACGAGCCCCCAAUCGUCAGAUCAAUGCCCGAUCGAAUUCCUAUAAACAAGAAUUUGCAAAUCGAAAUAUCAUUUAUGGAAGGUGUCAUCUUUUAUCCGAGUAGAAUACCCGCCAGUGGAGAUUGUUUUUUCGGUUCAGUCUCAAUGGCUUUGUAUGGAACAACUCUAUAUUGGCACUAUACAAAGUACUGUCACUUGUGGUUUUUUCGUUACGUGCUCACGCAUCCUGCACAUCCGCGAUAUGACUUUUACUGGCAUUUAAAUUCUAUUGGAAACGCUGAUGACGAAAUGAAUAUGUGGGAGCGAUUGAACACUCCACAUGCCUGGCAAUCAAGCGAGCUCUUCAAUGUCACAGCCGAUAUCUACAACCUCUUUGUAGUACUAUACGAGGCACCCGCUACGAUCGAUCUCUUUGGCCAAUACAACGCGACGCACACGUUUUUCCACCUCAUCAAUCGGAAUCAUUAUGAAAGUUUGAUUCCCAAGGACAAGGAGAUUCAGUUUCCUUUUCCCGAUGGCGUGAUGGUUAGCCCCAGGCCUGGAAGAGCGAAGUUACGACUUAUCGGUGGAGGCAGAAAUAUUGUGCCUCCACCCAUUGCGCUGCCAGUCAUUCCACUUCCGUCAUUGAUGGAUAUGACUCGAGUUCUUGGAAUCAAUACCGCAGAAGGAGCUCUAGAUAUUGAGUUGGUCAAAACCGGACUCAGAAGAGAAAGAAGGCUGGCAAAGGAGCUAAAUGAUCCUGCAGAGAUCAAGUGGUGGGUGGAAGCAGAAGCUAAGGAAAAGGAAGAUGAAAGGAAAGCAGAAGAAAAAAGGAUCGCCGACGCAGCAAAAACAAAAACUCCAAAGAAGGUCAAAUUACCUACAAACGAACAAUUAGCAGCAGAUCUCGCGAGAGUGUUGGCAAAGGGGAAGAAGCCCGAGCCCGGAAAGGUCACAAAGGAAGACCCAAACAAUCUCAAAAGCAAGAAGAUUCCAAAAAGGAUAGUCCACGAUCUUAAUAGCGACGAUGAAGACAAUUAUCUUGACGAAGCCGAGAACUUGAUUCCGGAAAAUCAACACACACCGGGAGGAACGAAAAAGAAAAGAAAAUUCACCGGUUUCGGUCUUGAUUACGAUGAUGAUGACAGUGAUGAUGACGAUGAAAGUGAUCUUUACGAAGCAGCAAAACAGACACCCAAAAAGUCGCCGACAGUGAAGCCGCCAAAGACUCCUGGAAAUCCUGAUAAGAAGUCUUCUUCCAAGACGGUAAAAGCAAAAAAAAGACCGCCUAGGUGGUAA
Botrytis fragariae is the source of this 1830-nucleotide messenger RNA. RefSeq lists its product as uncharacterized. The record is from RefSeq and is a predicted model, not a curated record. The coding region runs from base 1 to 1830 and encodes 609 amino acids. The transcript has 3 exons. NCBI's taxonomy places the organism in Eukaryota, Fungi, Ascomycota, Leotiomycetes, Helotiales, Sclerotiniaceae.